AUAAACACCAACUCACAAAUAUCAAUAAUCCAUAAGUGACAUUAAAGAAAUGAAGUCCAAAAGCCUAGCAUUCAUCUUCCUACUUUUAGUUGCACAAUACAUAUCUUGCUUGGCUUUUGAAUCCAAAGAAGAGAAAGGCUCGGUUCAUAUGAAGGGAAAUAGUUAUGUCCGAGAAGAUGGUGUGAAAAGGGAUGAGUUAGUUUUGUCCAAAGCAGGUAAGGGGAAGGGUGCAUACGGUGGUCAGAAUGAUCGGCCUCCCGACAUCAGAAAAAGCAAAGCGGUAUCAAUGCUCUUAAAGGAACCUGCAUACAUGUCAAAAGUUGGUGUUAUUAUCAUCAAUAUCAUGCUUGUUUACUUCUAAUUUCUAAAUUAUGGGACGUAGAAGAUGAAAACAAAGUUUAUACAAGAAUAAAAGGAUUGCUUUUUUCUUUUU
Molecule: messenger RNA, 433 nt
Organism: Helianthus annuus (common sunflower)
Lineage: Eukaryota; Viridiplantae; Streptophyta; Magnoliopsida; Asterales; Asteraceae
Exons: 2
Coding region: 50-361 (103 amino acids)
Source: RefSeq, a predicted model, not a curated record